Mus musculus (house mouse) is the source of this 12796-nucleotide messenger RNA. It is a transcript of the gene Plxdc2, whose product is annotated as plexin domain containing 2. Lineage: Eukaryota; Metazoa; Chordata; Mammalia; Rodentia; Muridae. The transcript is spliced from 14 exons. The record is from RefSeq and is a predicted model, not a curated record. Bases 1387 to 2973 code for a protein of 528 amino acids. Gene Ontology annotation, cellular component: membrane.
GAUGGGGGCUGGGAGUUGGGGGAUGUCAGUAACCCUAGCGACUCAGGUUUGCUCCCCCGCCACCCAACGGUUGCCAGACCAGCCCUCAGUGAGGGAUGAAAUACUAUUAACCCUUUAGUGCCCAGGCGGAAAUCAGAAGAUAGUGGGCGCUCCCUGGGGGGCCUCAUCCCUCUCUACCCGCAGGCUGACACCCAAAAGCCACGGAAGCCUGGAGGGUGCAGGCGGCAUCGGUUCCUCUGCAAAGGUCAUGAACCGGGUGGGCGGAUGGCGUCCGGGAGACUAGAAUCUGCCACCGCCCCACUCGCACCAGUCCUCGGGUGUUUGGGGCCGCAAUGGUCCUCUGGCUUUCCCCAGCCAGUCUUCUCGGGCUUCAUCUGUGGGAGACUUUUCUGGCGCCCCCUCUCCCCCGAGAAAAGCUCAGCCAAUGGACAGGUUGGUGCUGGCUGCGGGUUUUGGGAGGAAGGUGGGAGAAGCCUGGAGGAGAGAAGGGGAGGGAGGAGGGCGGAGGGAAGAGAGGAGGGUUCAGCGGUAGAUCUAGCAAAUGGCAAGCCGCCUUCCCUCCCCAAAGUGUAGAGCUGGAGCGCGGGGGAGCGCGGCGGCGCCUCCGCCACCAAACUCCUGGGGCUCCGCGGCGUUCGGAGCCACCUCCUGCCUAGCCCGGAGGGGCUCUCUUACCAGGCUGCAACCUCACUUUCCCGUUUUUCUUUUUCUUUAAAAAACACCCCCACCUCUCUUCUGCUCACAGCAGCUGGUGCAUUCCCGGCUCUACUCUCCGGAGCUGCCCAUCCCUCCGGCUGCGGGCGAGGACGCGCGCUCAGCCUUGGGCGAAGCAAAGAAGAAAAACUUGUCAGAGGGGUUUCUCCAGCCUCCACUAACCUCCUUCUCUCGGGAACACCAACCACCCGCCGGGGCCAGACCUAAGUCUGGGAAAGUUCCUCCGGUGCUCAGCGCCCUCUUGAAUCUGGAACAGCACCGGCGCAGCCAGUGGAAUUAGAUCUGUUUUGAACCCAGUGGAGCGCGUCGCGGGCGCUCGGAAGUCACCGUCUGUGGGCGCCCGGGUGGCGCUGCCUGAGAGGACCCGGGAGUUUGCCGACCCUACUGCAAGUGACCUUUCCUCCCCUCACUUGGUUGAUUGUGUCUCAGUUGGGGGCUGCGAGGGUGACAAGUUGCAGUGAGAGCUCCCGAAGUUCGGAGAGGGUUCAGCUGUCUCUCCUUCACUUCUGUUACCCGGAGUGAAAUCCUAGCGAAACUGUCAGAGGCCUCCGGAUCCCACCCAAGACUCACCAGCAGAGCUCGGCCGUGUCGCCCCAUCCCCAGGGAUAACCCCGGAGCCCAGGGUCUCAAGAAAAAAUUCGUUGGGCAGGGGAGAGAGGUCGCGGCAGCGGCAUGGCAAGGUUCCGGAGGGCCGACCUGGCCGCAGCAGGAGUUAUGUUACUUUGUCACUUUUUAACAGACCGGUUCCAGUUCGCCCACGGGGAGCCUGGACACCAUACCAAUGAUUGGAUUUAUGAAGUUACAAACGCUUUUCCUUGGAAUGAAGAGGGGGUAGAAGUGGACUCUCAAGCAUACAACCACAGGUGGAAAAGAAAUGUGGACCCUUUUAAGGCAGUAGACACAAACAGAGCCAGCAUGGGCCAAGCCUCUCCAGAGUCCAAAGGGUUCACUGACCUGCUACUGGAUGACGGACAGGACAAUAACACCCAGAUAGAGGAGGACACGGAUCACAAUUACUACAUUUCUCGGAUAUAUGGUCCAGCGGAUUCUGCCAGCCGGGAUCUGUGGGUUAACAUAGACCAAAUGGAAAAAGACAAAGUGAAGAUUCACGGGAUACUUUCCAACACUCAUCGGCAAGCUGCAAGAGUGAAUCUGUCCUUCGAUUUUCCAUUUUAUGGUCAUUUUCUAAAUGAAGUCACUGUGGCAACUGGGGGUUUCAUAUAUACUGGAGAAGUUGUACAUCGAAUGCUCACAGCUACACAGUAUAUAGCUCCUUUAAUGGCAAAUUUUGAUCCCAGUGUAUCCAGAAAUUCAACUGUCAGAUAUUUUGAUAAUGGCACAGCUCUUGUUGUCCAGUGGGACCAUGUCCACCUGCAGGAUAAUUACAACCUGGGAAGCUUCACAUUCCAGGCCACACUCCUCAUGGACGGGCGCAUCAUCUUUGGAUACAAAGAAAUCCCUGUCUUGGUCACACAGAUAAGUUCUACCAACCAUCCAGUGAAAGUCGGGUUGUCUGAUGCAUUUGUCGUGGUCCACAGGAUCCAGCAAAUACCCAAUGUUCGAAGAAGAACAAUUUAUGAAUAUCACCGAGUAGAACUACAAAUGUCCAAAAUUACCAACAUCUCAGCUGUGGAGAUGACUCCACUUCCCACAUGUCUCCAGUUCAAUGGUUGUGGCCCUUGUGUGUCCUCGCAGAUUGGUUUCAACUGCAGUUGGUGCAGCAAACUUCAAAGAUGCUCCAGUGGAUUUGAUCGCCAUCGGCAGGACUGGGUGGACAGUGGAUGCCCGGAAGAGUCAAAAGAGAAGAUGUGUGAGAAGACAGAGCCAGGAGAGACAUCUCAAACUACCACGACCUCCCACACGACCACCAUGCAAUUCAGGGUCCUGACCACCACCAGGAGAGCUGUGACAUCUCAGAUGCCUACCAGCCUGCCUACAGAAGAUGACACGAAGAUAGCCCUACAUCUCAAAGACAGUGGAGCCUCCACAGAUGACAGUGCAGCUGAGAAGAAAGGAGGAACCCUCCAUGCAGGCCUCAUUGUUGGAAUUCUCAUCUUGGUCCUCAUUAUAGCAGCGGCCAUUCUGGUGACAGUGUAUAUGUAUCACCAUCCAACAUCAGCAGCCAGCAUCUUCUUCAUUGAGAGACGCCCAAGCAGAUGGCCAGCAAUGAAGUUUCGAAGAGGCUCAGGACACCCUGCCUAUGCAGAAGUUGAACCAGUUGGAGAGAAAGAAGGUUUUAUUGUAUCAGAGCAGUGCUAAAAUUUUAGGACAGAGCAGCACCAGUACUGGCUUACAGGUGUUAAGACUAAAACUUUGCUUAUGCAUUUAAGACAAACAGACACACAACCCACAACCACACACAAAGGAGCCCUAAACUGCUGUAGACAGAAGGGCGACGAGAUUUCUGGACAAGCCCAGCCCAGGAACAUUGAAAGGAAAACUCAGACUUGUACAAGACACCAUGUACAAUGAUUAAAGAAUUCCCUAGUGGAAUGACAUCCAUGGUUCACAAGGAACAUCUCCGGUGGACUUGCCAGGAGUGUGACGAGAUGACGAUGCUUUUGGUUUAGGUGCAGGGUUGCAAAGAAAUCAAGGAAAAAAAAUAUGACAAUAAAUAAAGCUUUAGUUCACAAGGGAUCGACACUUUUGGUUCAAAUGUUCUUCUCUGACGUCUCAAAGAUAAUCAUGUUCCAAAGCCUGAACACUGUCACUGAAAAGAGCAAUGGUGAAUGUUUCAAGAUUGCAGGGAACAAUAGCUCACACAGGAGCAAAACCAAACAUGGAUGGAGGGUUUUCUAUCUUUUCCAAACAGACUAUCAGCAGAAGGAUUUGAUGUUUUGCUCUAGAUGUCAUUGUGCAGACAAGUUCAUUACUUUGUAGGAUGAAUCUUUUAUUUUUCAGAAGUUCAAACUCUGCCUGCCUCUUCCUUGGUAAUGAAUACCAUUUUUGUGAGCUGUGACACAAUUCCCUAAUGUUAAGCUAAGAACCAGAGAGGAAGGAGUAGCCAGUGAGGUUUCCGUUCUCUCACUGAAGAAUAAAAUGCCUUCUAAGGUGCUGCUUCCUCUCCCACCUGGAGUUCUAUGAAGCCUCAUUUGCUCUUGGCCUAUGAAAACGGACAGAAUUAAGAGGAAUAUUCGUGAGAUCAUUUUUUGAGAGAAAUAUCUUAGGAGAUUUUUUUUGUGAAGUUUACCAUGUCUAUAUGAAAAACUCAUUGUCAAUCCCUGUCCCAUUCAAGUCAACAUAUCCCUGGUGAUAGGAAAAAAAACAAAAAGCAAACAAACAAACAAAGAAAUGAAAUAACCCUGCUGAAUCACACAGUAAUUUUCUUUAAAGCACAUAGUAGUUACAUAAAUAUAUAUAUAUAUAAAUAUAUUUUUGUUUAUAACUAACACAAGGCAGGCUCUUGUGGCUCUAAAGAGUGUAUUUUGUCAUCAAGACAAAACAAAUGCGAGAUGCAUCACUGGUUCCUUCCAUAACAUUGUAAGAUAAUCCUCAAUAUUUUUAUGUCACUUCCAGAAGUGGUUCAUUUAGCUGCAGCAUGCAUCAUUUGCCGCCUCUUGCAUCCCCUAUACCAUUUAUAUCAACCCAUCCCUCCUUGAUUCAAAGAAGCAGUUGUAAAUGUCCCUCAAGUCGAGGUUUCAAUUAUACUCUGAAUGAAAUCCAAAUGUUUGAGGGCAAUUCCCAUACGUAAAGACGGGAAAGGUACCAGUCAAGGAGGAAAGCGGUCAAUGCAAACCAUGCCCCUAAACAUGAGUUCAGAUACUGUGGCAUACAUUUCUACAAAUGGCUUGCCCUGUAAAACUUCCACAUUCUGUGCCAAGGAAAGUUCUGGUUCUUACAAGGUACAGCAUUCAGCAUUGGCAGAUUCAGGUUUCACGAAGCAAAUAUCCUUACCAGUAACACCUCACUGACAGUUUACAAUCUGGGUACAAUGUCUCCACUGGACAGCUGCCUGCCAGGUUAUUAUUUUCCAUAAGCAAGGCUUCUUUUCUGUCACUUGCAUUUCGCGUUAUACUUUAUACUUGUAAAUACUUCAAGUAUGUGACGAUGGUAACUUUUCCCUAACCUUGGUUUAAAAUGUCAGAAAAGAAAGGGAGAAGAGGAACAUGGUUACAGGAUGUGGUGACAACCUGUACCCUAGCUAUGCUCGUGUUAUAUGCAAUAUCUCAAUUUAUUCUUGUCGGUACAGUUUUGGUGAGAAAGCAAUAACCAAAUGACUUGCCAAUGCAAUUGGUGCAGCUGGUAUUCUACAGACACAUAAGGUACACAUAGACGACUUCCUUUUAGGGCAAGAUAAGGAUGCUUUCGUGUACUUUGGCAAUAAUCAUGGCUUCUAAAAGCAACGGAUUGGCAGCUGGCUAGAUAUCUUUGCAUUUAUUUUUCACUCCUUGCAUAAUUCCUUCAAGCAGUAAUGUUAGCCUUAUAUUCUUCAAAGCCCAUCUUCCAGUUGGACUUAAGAUAAUCAAUAGUUCUGUUAAAUAAAUGCACAAGGCCCUCUAAAUUAAUCAGUAUACCAAAGCACCAAAUAACAGGAGAAAAACAAUUGGAAGCAAAUAGGAUGCUAAGUUCUAUGAAAAUGUUCAAAAAUAAUUGAGAGAGAAUAAACUCUGCUUUACCUGAAUUCACAAGGCAUUAGAGGAAAUAUUGGGAGAGUCUCUUCUUGCUAAGAAAUUCUAGUUCUGUUUGUGCUUCUGGUUUGUUCUUGAUUCCUGUUUUCUUUAAAGGAAAGGCAUAGAGGAUUUCCAAAAACUUCAAAAAGGAGUCCAGUGGCAUGGACUUCAUCUUAUUUAUACAUUACAAAGGGUAGACACAAGCACCUUAGUCAACAUUUGUGAGAAUGAAGAUUAGCACUGGCAUUUUUAUGAGAAAAAUGACAAUGGGAUGCAAACAACUUUAGAGGAAAUCAGAGAAAUGGCGUUACAAAGGAACUUACUUAUGUCAUCUUAAUUAUUUGUAAGAGUAGUAAUCAGUGAUCAGAGUUACAAAUCAACCAACAAGAUGUUACAGGCCACUUACUGGCAUGUUUGUGGUGGGACAUUAACAAAUAGAGAAUAGUUAAAGGCAAAGAACAACUGAGAACAAAUAUUAUUGCAGUAAGGCUUUUAGGGUAUUUAGUAGACUCUGAAAUAUAUGAUCUAAAGUGGUGCUGUCUACUAUUAUAUCUACUGGCCAGUUAUGGGUAGUGAUCUUUAAAUUAAAUAAAUUUUCAUUCAGUUGUCUGGUUACAUUUUGAAUGACUCAUAGCCACACAUGGCUCAUGGCUACCAGUGUGGGCUACAGACACUUCUAUCAUUGAAGAAAGUUUUACUGUAACAUGCCAUAAUGUUUCAACUGAACUAUUUGCUUUUGAAGGAAAUAGUGGAGGGAAGGGAGGAAGAAAGGAAGCAAGCAAGCAAGCAAGCAAGCAAGCAAGGGUAUUUGAGAGCUCUUAGGUAUAUUCAAACAAUUAUUUUCUUGUAAUAUAAGAGAUGCCUCAUAAAGAAAUGAGAAUACCAGUUGACAUGGCUUUGCAUCUUCAUGGUAUUUCCUUCAACUUCUCAAUUUUCACACUGGAAAAAAAUUAAAUAUAUUUUCCUGUCUUUUUUGCAAGAUUACUUUACAGACGGAUUAAUACAGAUGUAAAGACUUGAAAGCUUACAGAGAAGUGAUCUAUAAAGCACACCUGUAAGGCAAGCACCAAAUUGCACACAAGGGAACAAUAGUCCAUCAAUCCAAAAGGCAACUCAAGACAAUGAAGGCAAUAUAUUCUUGAGAAAGUGUCAAAGUGAAUAGAAAAACUGCUUGAGUUUCUUUUUGUCCAUGUUUUUUUUUUCCUGCCUUGUUCUCUUAUUUGCCAAAUCACCUGUGUAUCCCCAUUUGCCUGGACUCUCUCUUAUUUGGAGUCACUUUGUGCCUCUUUGUUUGUUCUGCUCAGGAAUCCCGGCAUCUUAGCAGAGGCUCUUUUGAAAGCAAAAUAGAUGAUCCUGUAAACAUUAGUUAUCUCUUAUGUAUUUUAUUUCUAUUAAAAAGCAAGGAACUGUGACAUAAUUCCAUAUAAAUAUGGAGGAAACUUGCUUUUGAUGUAAAUUCUACAAAUGCCAGACUUUAUAAACAAAAUAAAACUACCUUAAAGUAUGCUUAUGUCCAGAUAAUACAUAGUGUGGGAAGGCAUCUCAUACAACCUGUUCCUUUUACUGACGUGAAAACAAAGGCUUAUAUAGGUACAAUAAUUAUCGUUGGUGUCAAAAGUGGGUUUGGAAGUUAAACCUCUCAAUUGUUUUUUUUUUUUUUUCUCCUUUUGAUUGCUGUGGCUUACAUUCCUCUGUAAGUAAUUAAGACAACUAAGCAUCUGGAAGUCAUAAUCCAUGAAAAAUUAAUUUCACCUGCUAUAAGGAUGCUGUCUACACACUGUGUCCUAUAGUAUGAAGCAUUGAAGCAAUAGUCUUCUAUGCUAUUACUGUCCUAAGAAUCCUGUUGUUCUAUUUCCAGUUCCAUCCCUGAUAGGGUCCUUAUGUGUCCCCUCUCUCACCUCCUCAGCUGUGGUCAUCAGUUAGCAGUGCUAUUUAUGUUUGUCAUUUGAAUGUUUUUUCUGCCUUUGUUUCAUUUCUACUCAAUGGUAUUUGAAAACUAAUACUGUUUAUUGAAGAAUUUCUGCUACCUAGAUAAUCACCGUUUUUACUUGUUCGUGGAAACUAUUCGGGAACUUGUUUUCCAAGAAGGUCUUAUGGGAAAAGAUUGUGAGAUCAGGGCUGUUACCUAUGAUAUACUCAUACUGUUGUGUUUUUAUAAAGCACUUUACAUUUUACAUAGUACAUUGAUUCGUGCUUUUACUUGUUCUUUCAUUGAACCACAGAAUUAAUUUUCCUAUGUGUUAAGCACCUACUGUGUGGAAGUUAUUCUGCAGAUCUUCUGAUACAAGAAAACAAAUUAUAUGGUGUUUUGUUUCGCACACACACACAAACGUGUGUGUGUGUGUGUGUGUGUGUGUGUGUGUGUGUGUGUAAACUGUUCAGAGGGCUGAAGAGAUGGCUCAGUGGCUAAGAAAACUUGCUAAUUUUUUUUUUCAGAAGACCAGAGUUUGGUCAACGGUGUUCAAACCAUCUGUAACCCAAGCUCUAGGGGAACUCACGUCAUUUUCUGUUCUCCAUGAGUGCCUGUACUCAUACAAACAUACAAACACACACAUAUAUAUAAUUUAAAUAUGAACAAGUCUAAAUAAGUAGUUUAGGGAAUAAAUAUAACAUUAUAAUACAAUAAGAUUUUCAAACACAACUUUGCAAAUAAGAAAUAAUUCAAUGAACUAUUUGCUCUAUUUCAAAUAAGCUGUUAAUUUUAUCAAUGAGAUGAGAAAGGCUCAAAGGUCCAGGAAGAAUUGUCCAUUCACUUAAAUGUGUACUGAGCAGACCCAGAAUAGAGUUUCUCUUCCCUUCCAUGGAUUCUGCUGUCAUUUUUAAAUGGUGAACAUAUUUAGUUUUAAACACCAGUGCAUCUAAAAAGCUUUUACCAGUUAAGUUCACUGCAACUGUUGUAUCAAAAAACAGACGUCAUUUCCUCAACUCAGCGCUGUUGACAUGUAAGGUUCCCAAGUCUGGUGAAGGUUUGAAAAAUGAGUCUCUACCUUCUAAUUCCUAGGUAUUUGGCGACCUUCAUAACUUUUAUUGAUUACUCGGAAUCAUACAAAUCCCUCCAAAGAAAAGGCAUUUAUAGACAUCACUAGUGUUCUCAGGGUGCACAGUGGGAAGAGGAUGGCCAAAGCAUUCUUUGUAAAGUUCCUGUGUUGCCUGUUAAGUCGAUUUUCUCAGGAAUCAGGCCCCAGAACAGUGGUAGACACCUACAAUUCAAGCCAUGGGAGGCAAGUGCAGGAGGAUUACAAUUCUGUGUUGAGGAGAGAGGAUGGGGGGAGGGAUUAAGGAAAUCUCCAUUUCCUGUAUUAUUUAGUCUUUACUAUAUGUUUAUCUUUAUUCAUAUCAAAGCUUGGAAUCAUAAACUUCAAACUACAAAAAUAGCACAUAGUUCAACCACAACCCAACAUUAUCCAGUACUAUGUCUCUUGCUCUAACAAUUAUUAUGAGGAUAUAAUUAAGAGGAGACUGGAAAAUAGGCUAUCUGUGGAAACUUGAAAUUUUCCUGAUGGCUCAUCAGUCAUCUGUUUGUCAAGAAAUGACACCUGGAAUCCAUAAUCACUGAGACAACAAUCUGUACUCGAUACAGAGCCAUGACCCUGAAGUCAUGCAGUUGGACUAUGUCAGACUUGGAUCGUUUCCCUCAUCUACAAAUUGGAGCUUCAAAAUAUGGGUGGAAGGUGAAGCUGCUAGCAUCUAGUUUUAAGUAAAACUGUAUGACCUUUCUAUUUUUAAUUCCUCAAAGUUUUCCUGUUAGGACCAUAAGAAUACUCUCUCCUGUCACCUAAUCAACUAUGUGCUUACAGCAAUAGUGCUGAUGUGGAGGGCUGCCUUUGUGCUAUUAUAUGAAAAUAAUUCUGCCCCAAGGCACUGAAAUUUCAGAAAUUCAGAUUUGAGAUGCUUAAGUAUGUCACACCAAUGUGUAUGACUUUAAUGUGCCUUAUGUCAGUGUCCCUGAAGUUCAGUAGCUUCUUGUAGAUAACUGUCAGUAUAGUCAAUUAGUACAUGUAUUUAUUUUGCAUCAGUUGAGAAACUUGGUAAAACUUCACGAAGAUAAUCCUUUACAAACAUUCCAGAAAAACAAAGAACAGAAACUGUAAUAUCUUGUUUUUCUUUAUUUUUUGUUAAAGACCAAUGGGACUAGGUAGCAUUCAGAAUUAUUCAGUUCAUGUUAAUUAAUAUGCACAAGAGAAAAAUUCAGGACAAAAGUCUGUAGGCCUUGAAUACUGACAAAGACCCCUGGGGAAUAUUCUCACCGGAGAGCAUGAAAUCAAAAAUCUCCAAAUUUGGAGAACUGCAUAGGUGUGCAUACUUUUAUACUUUCACUGUCUUGUCAAACUAUGUGGUAGUAGUUCUCUAGGUUCUGGAUCACCUGGUCCACUAAAUUCAACUCAGAUUCCACUGUAUCUGCCUAAUUGUUUCCAGGCAUAACUUUGACAGCAUUCAGUGCCUAUUACCACUACAAUGAUUAUUGCAAAAAAAAAAAAAAAAAACAAAAAAAAACAAAACCUGAUUCCCUGAAUCAAAUUCCUCUAAGAAUUUUGUAGAACAGCAUCACAUUGGCUUCUCAAUUAUUUUUUUUAUUCUGAAGUAGUAAAUGCCCAAAGCGUAUCUGCUUAAACCUUACAGCACGUUGUCAACACCAAAAGAUUUUAUUAUUUUCUAUCCAUGAUAAAAGGUUGGGAAAUACAAAUCACAAUCUGGCAUUCAUCUUUGUCUAAUUUCUUAGAUUUAUUAACAUGCAAUGGUUAUUCAAAAAUUCUACUAAUGGAUUAAAAUGAAAAAAAAAUUGCCUUGGCAGAUAUUGAUGUAUGUAUUCAUUUUAUAAUUCGGCUGAAACAUCUCAAUGAUACUAUUUCUCCCAAGGGAGUAUGGAUUUUUAACAGCAAUCUCUUGCCUCCUUUGCAUUAUAAAAUAUGUGUGUCUUAAUUAAGGUAUCACUCAUUUAUCAUGCAACUGUAAGCCUUUGGGACCCAUCAACACAGGCAUAGCUGGAAAGGAGUCUACAAGUUUGGUACAUGAACUAUGUAGGUAAUAAUGAGUAAGGAAAGAUGAGUCCCAGGGAUAUCAAUAAAUAUCCCUAUGUAUGAUCAGACAGAGUGUUCAACACUUCUCAGAGAAGUGUUCAAAUAAAUAUUCAAUGAGGGUCAGCUCAAAUUAGGUCAUUCAGACACAGGAACGCAGAUUCUGGAAGUGACACCAGUAGCUGGUGAUAGACUUGAAGUACAGGAUGUCAUCAAUUAGUCUAAACCUCAACCAUCACUCACAUGUUUCUUUGACAGUACCAAGCCUAAUACUACCGAGUCCUGGCUCUGGGGACUUGAGUUACUAAUAAUCACGUAGUUGCUUUUCCAGUUAACUCAUUUCAUUUAAAAGCUACAGACAUACUGUUCAAUUUCUGUGACUAAGAGCCAGCCAAACACACAAAAGCAACAAAAAUCACAUGAAAUAUCUUUUCCCAGAAAUCAAUAAGAAUGAUUUCUUUCAUCUAUAACCCCCAAGAUUUAUCUGUGAGAAAGUUGAUAUCUCAGGACCUGAAUUCAAUGGCUACUGUCUGGAUGCCAUAAUGACAAUUAUGUAAAUAUCUAAUGAUAAUUGAACAAAGCCAUGUUCAGAUUGUCUUUUUGUUGUUGUUUUAAUUAGGUAUUUUCCUCGUUUACAUUUCCAAUGCCAUCCCAAAAGUCCACCAUACCCACCCCCACAAGCCCCUACCCACCUACUCCCCCUUUUUGGCCCUGGCGUUCCCCUGUACUGGGGCAUAUAAAGUUUGCAAGUCCAAUGGGCCUCUCUUUGCAGUGAUGGCCGACUAGGCCAUCUUUUGAUACAUAUGCAGCUAGAGACAAGAGCUCAGGGGUACUGGUUAGUUCAUAUUGUUGUUCCACCUAUAGGGUUGCAGUUCCCUUUAGCUCCUUGGGUACUUUCUCUAGCUCCUCCAUUGGGGGCCGUGUGACCCAUCCAAUAGCUGACUGUGAUCAUCCACUUCUGCGUUUGCUAGAUUGUCAUAGCAUACCAGGGGAAAGAAACCCUGACUGCUUCCAAUUGGGUCCUCUGAAAAUAAUACAAAAAAAAAAAAAAAAGAAAGAAAGAAAGAAAUCAGAGCUUCCAUUGGAAUGAAAUGUCAAAGUCCGUUUUAGAGAAACCAACUAAGUGUUUUCAGAAACAGAGGUCCUGUGUAUGGUGUAACCGAAGUAUUGGGGACCCUGGCUAAGCACUGAGAGAAAACUUCAUUAACUGGUCAAAACAACUCUUACAUUUCCCUGAAUUGAGGCAUCUUGGCAGGGACUUGGCAAGUCUUUCUUGCAUGCCAACUGGGAUCAUGGGCAUUUGAAAUGCCAGGAAUGUACUACUGUUUCUGGUCUUGCUCUUUGUGGUCAUUUGAAAUGUUAAAAGUCAAAGAGAGAAAAACUUGAGAACUGUGGUUGAGGGUAUGAUGUCCAUACUUUCUGCCAGUUGUACAAUGCAGAGAACAUCUGUGAUGUGUCUCAAAGUGGAUAUAACUGAACUGUUUUGGAUUCACAAAGCUCCCUGUCUGCUGCUAAGAAUAGCACACCAAGGAAAAUCUGACCCCCAAAAUCCAAUUGGCCAAAACAAAGGAAAAAUUGUGGGUGAGCAGGGCCCAUUGCCAGGAUGGGUCUUACCAUUAAUGAUAGCUUUCUGUGGCCAACCAAAUUUGUGUCUUUCAGGUGAAGGGUGGUUUUGCAGAGGAUUUUCCAAACUUUUCUUACUGCAAGGCUUGAAAAAUCAGCAUUUCAAACUUCUUCCAGUCUCUGGGCGCCAUUUCUAACUUUUCUGCCAUGUCCAAGAGGCAUUCUGAGACUCUUUCUAUUGUGCUAUCAUAGUCUAUAAUAGUUUGCCCAUACUUCUCAAUGAAGUCACCCUGAACAUAGAAGAGCCUGCAAACAUACACAGAAUAAUAUCUGAUUCUGCAUGGAAGAUAGCUGAGAGCAAAAGGUGUGUGAGCCCAACUCAGGCCCUUGGUUCAAAUUCCAUAAUCCAAAUGCUGCCUAGCACCACAGCUUCCUGAGCAUUUUUUAGGUGUAGACAACUUAGCUAGGUGUUAAUGUAUUUUCUUAUGCUUCAUUAGCUUUCUAUCUUUUACCUGGAAAUCCAUAUGAUUGGAAUGAUUCUUUAAUUUUUUUUACAUAUAUUCUUAUACCAAGUUUUUCUGUCAUUCUUGUUCUGCAAACAACAUGGAGGAAGUUCUUUUAUAACUAGUAAUUGCGUAAUAAAUCCAGUAUACUGACUGAUAGCUGUACAAUAUAACUUCUAAGGCCUGGAAGUUGGUCAUGACGAAGUGUUACCCACAUCUUUGCUAUUGUUUGCUAUUUUCAGAAUGAAAUCAUGUUCUUCUAAUUUUAAGUUGGAGUCAACCAACUUUGAACUUUAAAAGGGAAGAAGUGAGCUAUUUGUGUAACACUGCUGUCGUGUUUGGCUGCAUAUUAAAAAACAAUAAAUGAACAUUUUGUUUUAAUUUUUAAGUA